This is a messenger RNA of Drosophila erecta, 1274 nucleotides long. RefSeq lists its product as uncharacterized. The transcript has 2 exons. The record is from RefSeq and is a predicted model, not a curated record. The coding region runs from base 171 to 1241 and encodes 356 amino acids. NCBI's taxonomy places the organism in Eukaryota, Metazoa, Arthropoda, Insecta, Diptera, Drosophilidae.
GGCCAAGACUGUGGCCAACCGUUCUGUGAACCAAUAAAAACUAAUCUAACGACCUGGUCAAAAGACACUGAUUUCGCGAAUCGGAAGAGUUUCAGUUUCCCUUCGACAGGGAACGGUAACGGACGCAUUCAAAAUAUAUUUUUGGUCCGAGGUAGAUAUAGUAUUCAGCAAUGCAGUGGCAAUUGUUUACUGCCCUGGUGCUUUUUGUAGCAUGGAGUUAUCCUUCGCACGGACUAAGGAUACCCGCACUCGAAAUGGAGCGACGCUUGGCACAGAAGCAGGCAAGGAUUGGCUCCAGAAACUAUCCCAUCGAAUAUGUCCUGUUGCCGAGUGCUCGUGGUGGAUACAGAAGGCGCUAUAUUCAUAGUCUGGCUAAAGCAGCUCCUACAACAACGGAACGUCCUUUGGUUCGUGUUUGGAAUAGUUUUGUCCGCAGUGUUCAGCCCGCUUUCAGUUUCCGUAACCUGACCAAUCCGCUGGCUAACUUCUUUAACGAUGGCAGUGCGAACAUCAUCGAGACGUCGCCCGUUUAUCUGCAGUCCUACGAUGAUGAACAGGAGCUGCAGCUGGAGGAACCAGCUCAAGUGGCCCCACAGACUUCCAGUAAACGCAAGCGGAAGCGCCGCAAGCAACAAAAGCGUCGACCAGUAUACGACUCGGGGGAGCACGAUGAUGACUACAGCCCGUACGAUCCCUACUUUGCGCCACCUUCUCCGCCGCGGUCCGCCGAGCCAAUAUUCUUUUACGAUACCAAUUCCGGUAGCUACUACGGAGUACAGCGCUUUAGUCCGCAGGAUUUCCAUACUAAUUUCUACGGCAACUUUAAUAUCCCCCCAAGGGAGGCAGAGGUGGAGAGCGAUCCUGAGCGUGAUGCGCCCGUAACGAGAAGACUCGGAACCAGAAAGGUAACUCUAUUGCGACCACUGUCUCUAUUGUCGGCCAAGGAUCAAUCAUCGACGAACCUAGAAGUUAGCAAACCAGAGCCUUCAAAUGAGAAUGUAGAGACCGCUGAGGAAACAGACAUCAGCGCACCGAUUAGCGAUGACGACGAUGGUGAUACCGAAGACCACUCACCGCUCUCCGAAAGCAUGCGCAAUACUCUUGGCACGUAUAUGCGCGACGAUAGCCACACCCGCCAGCGCCAGAGGCUUGCUAGCGAUGCAGCAGGGGAUUUCGAUUCCGCCGCCAAAGUUUCGCCACGCCAUCAACAACGGCACCUUGCCCGGCUGAGCGCCUGGUAAUUCAUGUUAAGCUAUAAACUAUAAACUCUUUAC